AACACAGAGUAUCAAGCAAAGAAGCACAACUCUUCUUUUUUGUUUGUAACUAGGCUAUCAUCAAUCCCAAGAUUUGUAAUAAUAUUACUUAUACACGGUUAAAAGAUGGCAGGUGGGUCUUUUGUGGAUACAGGAAAUGCAAAACAAUUUGACGGUAAAAUCACAAUAUUUGUAUUGAUUACAUCUUUUGUAGCAGCUAUGGGAGGUCUAUUAUUUGGUUAUGACUUGGGAAUUACAGGAGGAGUAACUUCCAUGGAUCCAUUCUUAAUUAAAUUCUUUCCAAAUGUUUACAAACAAAUGAAAGGUGAAACCCAUUACGAAAACCAAUAUUGCAAAUAUGACAAUGAACUCCUCACCCUUUUCACCUCUUCCUUGUAUCUUGCUGCAUUGGUAGCUUCUUUCUUCGCUUCCUCAACCACAAGAGUGAUGGGGCGCAAGGCUUCAAUGUUUAUAGGUGGCUUGUUUUUCCUCGUUGGUGCAUUGUUGAAUGGUUUUGCUACGGACAUUAGAAUGCUUAUCGUUGGCCGUUUAUUACUCGGCUUUGGUGUUGGAUAUUGUAAUCAAUCUGUUCCACUGUAUUUAUCAGAGAUUGCUCCAGCAAAAAUCAGAGGUGCUCUAAACAUUGGUUUUCAAAUGAUGAUUACAAUUGGCAUCUUAGUUGCCAAUCUUAUCAACUAUGGUACUUCCAAACUUGAAAAUGGAUGGAGAAUUUCUCUAGGUCUCGGAGCUGUUCCUGCAAUCAUGUUGUGUUUGGGAUCACUUUUCUUAGAUGACACACCCAACUCUAUGAUUGAUAGAGGCCUACCAGAAGUAGCCAAGGAAAUAUUACAAAAGAUUCGCGGAGUCGACAAUGUUGAUGAGGAACUUCAAGAUCUUAUUAAUGCAAGUGAGGCGGCAAAAAACGCAGAACACUCAUGGAAGAAUAUUGCACAACCAAAAUACAAGCCCCAACUGACUUUCUGCUCUUUCAUUCCUUUCUUCCAACAACUCACUGGCAUCAAUGUUAUCAUGUUUUACGCACCCGUCCUUUUCAAGACGUUGGGCUUUGGCAAUGAUGCUGCUCUAAUGUCCGCAGUUAUCUCUGGAGGUGUCAACGUGCUUGCCACUUUUGUUUCCAUCUUCACUGUUGAUAAGUUUGGAAGAAGGUUCUUAUUUCUUGAAGGUGGCAUCCAAAUGUUUAUUUGUCAGAUCGCUGUUGGAACCAUGAUCGCUUUAAAGUAUGGAGUGAGUGGUGAAGGGUCAUUUACCAAAGGAGAAGCCAACCUUCUUUUGUUCUUUAUAUGUGCAUAUGUUGCAGCAUUUGCUUGGUCUUGGGGUCCACUAGGAUGGUUGGUACCAAGUGAAAUAUGCUCUCUUGAGGUUCGGUCUGCAGGUCAGGCUAUCAAUGUUGCUGUGAACAUGCUUUUCACUUUUGGCAUUGCACAAGUUUUCCUCAACAUGCUAUGUCAUUUGAAGUUUGGUCUUUUCUUUUUCUUUGCGGCUUUUGUGCUAGUCAUGACAACCUUUAUCGCCUUGUUCCUCCCCGAGACAAAGAACAUCCCAAUUGAAGAAAUGAGUAAAGUGUGGAAAUCACAUUGGUUUUGGACAAAAUAUGUUCCAGAUGUUGACAUGGCCGCUAAUAACGAGCGUAAGAUCACCACUCAAAGCUGAGCAAAUAUUUCUAUUAACAAUGUACAAUUAUGGAAAACAACAAACUAGAUGAUAGAAUCACUUGAAAAUUUGUUGAUUUGUUACAUUUUUGCCAUCAAAGUUCA
Molecule: messenger RNA, 1754 nt
Organism: Cicer arietinum (chickpea)
Lineage: Eukaryota; Viridiplantae; Streptophyta; Magnoliopsida; Fabales; Fabaceae
Product: sugar transport protein 10
Biological process (GO): monosaccharide transmembrane transport
Cellular component (GO): membrane
Molecular function (GO): monosaccharide transmembrane transporter activity
Source: RefSeq, a predicted model, not a curated record